This is a messenger RNA of Maniola jurtina (meadow brown), 1089 nucleotides long. It is a transcript of the gene Vps29, whose product is annotated as vacuolar protein sorting-associated protein 29. Gene Ontology annotation, cellular component: endosome; retromer complex. The record is from RefSeq and is a predicted model, not a curated record. The coding region runs from base 154 to 702 and encodes 182 amino acids. The transcript has 4 exons. Gene Ontology annotation, biological process: retrograde transport, endosome to Golgi; intracellular protein transport. NCBI's taxonomy places the organism in Eukaryota, Metazoa, Arthropoda, Insecta, Lepidoptera, Nymphalidae.
UGAUCUGAAAUCAGAGUAAAUAAUAUUUAAAUAAGUACAUAAUUUUAUUACUUUAUAAGAAAAAGAAAAACUUUUAAAUAAAAAAUAUCAUAUACUAAACAAGUUAAAGGAAUCAUUUAUUUGCAAUCUACAUUAACAUAAAAGAUCGACAUAAUGCUGGUACUAGUACUUGGUGACCUGCACAUCCCACACCGCUGUAGCAGCCUGCCGCCCAAAUUCAAGAAGCUACUUUUGCCGGGGCGGAUCCAGCAUAUACUGUGCACUGGUAACCUUUGCACCAAGGAGUCAUAUGACUAUUUGAAGACAUUGGCUAGUGAUGUCCAUGUAGUGAGAGGAGAUUUUGAUGAGAACUCAACAUAUCCGGAACAAAAAGUCAUAACAGUGGGUCAAUUCCGCAUUGGUUUGAUCCAUGGUCACCAAGUGGUACCCUGGGGUGAUGAGGAAUCUCUCGCGCUGGUGCAGAGGCAGUUAGAUGUGGACAUCCUUAUAUCUGGUCACACACACAGGUUUGAGGCGUAUGAGCAUGAGAACAAGUUCUAUAUCAACCCAGGCUCUGCUACGGGUGCAUACAGUCCCUUGUACAGGAACGCAACACCUUCAUUUGUAUUGAUGGACAUCCAGAGCUCAACAGUGGUGACGUAUGUGUACAAACUGUUAGGGGAUGAAGUCAAAGUGGAAAGGAUCGAGUAUAAGAAAGCGUAGCCAAAUCUUUUAUAAAUAUGGACUGUAUCCUGAGGGUAGAUACAUACAGUGGAGUGCAGUUGUUUUUUAAAAUAACUACUCAAAGGUAGCUUUAUGUAAGAUGGUUAUGAACAUAAUAUGAUUGAAAUUGGUACACUGAAAAUAAUACAUGGACGUGGUCCAGAGGUGGUGUGACACCACUCUUAUGCCAAAAUAAAUAAAGCGUUUGUCAUCUAGAUAACGUUGCAUGAUGUCUCAACCCAUGGGUUGUUACCGGUUACAUUGUUUUUAACAAAAACAUUUGAAAUUAUUAUGAAGAAAAGUGUGUAAUGAAGGUGUUACUUCAAUUUUUUUUCUUAUAUAGUUUACUAGUGGCACGGGUAGCUUAUUACAAUAUUCGUUGGGAUC